GUACAACACAGAUAGCCUUCUGAUCAUGCCUCGAUCAUUCCUCGUCAGAUCCAAGAUGGUAGAAAACGCCGAGAAAACAAAACCAGAGACACAKUUCAAAGAUGAUAAUAAMCAAGAUAUCAAAGUCGAAAAAAGAGGGUUUAYACCAUACGUUCCAAGGUCCAAGGAACCAACCUACAAGACAUCAAGUACAGAACAUGGAAAUCWCCUACGACAAUCAUCCAAUGAACACUUGUUGCGACCAAUGAUUCCUCCUGCCUUUGUUAUACCUCCGCCAAGAGGAAUGACUGUAGAGGAGUACCUUCGUAUAAGGUCUGGCUGUUUUCUCCCAAGGCCUCUUUUUCCUUUCCCACCGCACUUUCUGACCAAUCCCCCGCCCCGCGUCAACCCUGGUCUGCUAUGUCCAUAUAGUUUACAACCAAGAUUCGAGCAUGAGAAAAUAAGCCGUCUUGACCUUCAAACCCAAAGACAGUUGGAAGUUGAAAAAGAUCACAGAGAGCUAGCGACCCCGGAACGUUUUGCAGUAACACAUUCGCCUCAAUAUCACCCAAAAGUUGUUUUCCAGCAGCCUCCGUUUGAAGCCGUUGAACUAAGAGCAGAAGAUGAAUCCGAAAGUAAAACGAAAGUGUAUCRAUGUCAGGAAUGCGGCAAGGAGUUCCGAAGGCCUUCAAGUUUAAGCACCCAUAAGUUAAUUCACUCUGAUCAUAAGCCUUUUCCAUGCUCCUACUGCGGAAAGAAGUUCCUAAGGAAGUCUGACAUGAAGAAACAUACAUURAUGCAUACAGGAGCAAAGCCAUUUCAAUGUAAACAGUGCGGGAAGGUGUUYAGUCAGUCUUCUAACAUGCUYACACAUAUGAGACGGCACACAGGAGUGAAGCCUUUUCCAUGCAAGAUUUGCGGUAGACGAUUCUACAGAAAAGUCGAUGUUAGAAGGCACACUCUCAGACACGAGUUUCGAGCCAAUGUAGAAAGCUCUAUCGUGAGCCAUACUAAUGUACAACGAAAGGAACUUUUAGCAUAAAAUCAUAAUCGCCAGGAAAACUGAGAGAACUUUUUAUUCAUCAAUAAAAACAUUGAUCAACAAAAAACAAUAAGUUUGGCAAUCAUUCAAACUGAACAAUUUUGCCUAGAAAAGACAUUGUUUAAUCAAAAUUAAACRAACACUUGGCAGUGAAGAACUAGACAGAAAUUAUUGACUUUUUGUACAGAAAUAUAGGUUUACAUGUUAUAUAUCUUUUACAUCGCUAAUGAGCCCAAACCUUGCACGUGUGCUUAUUUGAAAGUUUUAUUACACAUUUGCUGAAAAAAAUUCCCUCGAAAUAAAUGAACAACAAUUAAUGUCCAAUAAAUAUCCCUUCCUGUACAUAGCAUAUUUCACACAUUUGUUAUCUGAAUAAAUUCCAUUAAAAGUUAAAAAGCUGUUUCUUGUG
Messenger RNA from Exaiptasia diaphana, 1430 nucleotides. Its product is annotated as zinc finger protein 420. Bases 26 to 1021 code for a protein of 331 amino acids. Lineage: Eukaryota; Metazoa; Cnidaria; Anthozoa; Actiniaria; Aiptasiidae. Gene Ontology annotation, molecular function: DNA-binding transcription factor activity, RNA polymerase II-specific; RNA polymerase II cis-regulatory region sequence-specific DNA binding. Gene Ontology annotation, biological process: regulation of transcription by RNA polymerase II. The transcript is spliced from 2 exons. The record is from RefSeq and is a predicted model, not a curated record.